Molecule: messenger RNA, 1750 nt
Organism: Trichobilharzia szidati
Lineage: Eukaryota; Metazoa; Platyhelminthes; Trematoda; Strigeidida; Schistosomatidae
Source: the annotation of a GenBank genome assembly
GGUUAACGUAAUGCCAUGACCUCGAGGACAUUUCAAACUGUACAAGGCAUGGAAACUAAAAAGUUGCCUGAGCGUUUCUUCAGAAAAAAAGCGGAGGCUUUCAAUAGGAAAGUUAAGCACGCAAAACAAAGAGUUGCUCAAGUGACAACACUGCAUAAUGUAGCACCAGGUUCUAUUGAAAAAGAAGAGGACGAAAAAAUCACGCAAGACGAGAUUUUAAAGGAAGUUGACAUUGGUUCUGCGACUAAACGUUUCGAUAUUAAACUGAAGUAUGGACCAUACGCUCUGGAUUAUUCACGGAAUGGCAGGUUCCUUGCAUUAUGUGGAAAAUCGGGUCAUAUUGCGGCAUUCGACUGGAUGAUAAAAAAGCCCCUGUUUGAAAUCAAUGUCAACAAUGAAUGUAAAGAUGUUAAGUUUCUCCAUCAGGAGACAUUUGUUGCUGUUGCAGAAAAGAACUACGUUACAAUAUAUGAUAAUCAGGGUUUAGAAGUUCAUUGUUUAAAGAAGUUGAAUGGAAUUCUGCGGCUUGAAUUCUUACCUUAUCACUUUCUCCUUGUCUCGUCUGCUAAUAAUGGCUUCUUAUACUACCUAGAUUGUUCCGUUGGCACGGUCGUUGCCUCAAUACCCACAUAUAUGGGUCGCCUUGGUGUAAUGUGUCAGAAUCCCUCUAAUGGAGUAAUUUGUACCGGGCAUAAUGACGGAGUUGUAUCAAUGUGGGUACCUUCAGAAAAAUCCUUUGUAGUCAAGAUGCUUACACACCCAACUGCUAUUACGUCUAUUGCGUGUGAUCGCACUGGCAGCUACUUGGCUACGUGUGGCGUAGACCGAAAACUGAAAAUCUGGGAUUUAAGGUCCACUUAUGACCCUCUUUCCGAAAUACUUUUGCCUGUUUCGGCCACAACGAUCGACUUCAGCCAACGUGGUUUAUUGGCAUUGGGUGCUGCCAACACCGUUCAGGUUUUACGUGACCCUCAUUCUAUUCCCCCAACUAACUCGUCAAAAGUGUUUGAAAAUAUUCUGCCUGAUGUUAAUAAACGUGUACUGUCAAAUGCUUAUCUCUCCCACUACGCCGUGCAUCCAGUUCAUCGUGUACGCUUCUGUCCUUAUGAAGAUGUGCUGGGAAUAGGCAGCUCUGCAGGAUUGUCUUCUAUCCUUUGUCCAGGCAGUGCUGAGCCAAAUUAUGAUGCUCUGGAGGAAAAUCCUUUCGCUAACAAACGAUACAGACAAGAGAGGGAAGUUAGAAGACUUUUAGAUAAGAUUCCAUACACAAUGAUCUCACUGAAAUCAAUUGUCGGAGAGGUUCGCCGGGAGGAUAUCUUGGAGGAGUGGGAGAAGAAGAAGGCGGCAUUAUUAGGUCAAACUCCUAAAGUGGAUGUUCCUGUGAUUAAUAAAAACAAAGGCAAGGGGAGAUCAAAGCCUGGCCGAAUUGAAGCUAAAAAGCAGAAUAUUCGUUUCGAGCGCAAAAUGUUCACAAUCAAAGAGGUUUUAGGUGUACGCGAAGCUGAGGAGAAGUUGAAAAGGAAACAAUCAUCAUCAUCCGCCAAUAAAAAUGAUGCAAGCACAUUAUCUCAACCAAGUGAAGCCUUAGUGACAAAGAAAAAAUUAGCGAAACGGCGUUUGAAAUCUGCUCUUGACGUGUUAAUUCCACCGAAGGAGUUUUAAUUUCUUUUUGUAUUUUUUUGACUAUCUUCAGAGAUUGUAUUUGACAGUGUGAUAUAACGUUCUAAUAAAUAUAUAUCUCUACUGCUGA